Molecule: messenger RNA, 1446 nt
Organism: Aureobasidium namibiae CBS 147.97
Lineage: Eukaryota; Fungi; Ascomycota; Dothideomycetes; Dothideales; Saccotheciaceae
Product: UDP-glucoronosyl and UDP-glucosyl transferase family protein
Exons: 3
Coding region: 1-1446 (481 amino acids)
Molecular function (GO): UDP-glycosyltransferase activity
Source: RefSeq, a predicted model, not a curated record
AUGGAAAAGCGACGCUCUAUUCUCUUCGUGACCAACAGCGAGCUGGGUCAAGCCAGUGUCAUCCUCGCUACCGCUCAUGAGUUUUUGUUGAGACCUGAGUACAAAGUGCACAUCGCUUCCUUUCCCGCUCUCCAAAAAGAGGUCGAAGAACUCAAUGCCACGGCUGCUCGUCUUAGUAAUGGUGCUUCUACUACCGCCAGAUUUCAUCUCUUGGCUGGCAAGUCGAUGAAAGAGGCCGCACCACCUGGUACCGAGUUCCUUGAUCUCCAUGCACCAGGUAUGGCCGGGGCUCUCUUUGCCUACGACAAUGUACUGCCAGCAACUUUCGCACCCUGGAACGGGACCGAGUACAUGAUCGGAUAUAGCAGUACGACCGAUAUCAUCGAUGAGACAAAGCCUGAACUGGUCAUCAUCGAUCCCUUGUUCAGUCAAGCUGUUGAUGCUUGUAACUCCAUCGGCCAAAGGCAUAUGAUCCUCAGUCCAAACACUUUGAAAGAGCUUGUAUUGGAUCGUCAACCCAGUGGCGGAGCUUUGUGGAAGUUCCCUGCUAUGGCCUCCGGCUUCCCCUAUCCCCUUCCAUGGUCAUACAUGCCAGCAAACAUAUACCUCGUAUAUCGCUUCCUUUGCUCUCGCCGUCAAAAUGAGAGACUUCUCCAGCUGUCACGAUAUCGUCAAGUAUGUGGCCUGCCAGAAAAGAUACCCUCGAUGUUUGAAGGAUUCGGAGAUGCUCAUAUCCUACUACCCUCGACGCCAGCCAUCGACUAUGACUUCUUCGUACCUCCGCAUGUUACCCCCUGCGGUCCAAUUGUUCGGCCCUUUGAACCUCUUGCCAAGACUGAUCCGGACCUCAACACCUGGCUACAGCAAGGUCCGACUGUUCUAAUCAAUCUUGGCUCCCACAUCGUGGCCGAUCGACAUCUAGCCGCAGAGUUCGCCGCCGGAAUCAAGACUUUGCUCGACCGUCGUCCCGACAUCCAAGUCCUCUGGAAGCUGAAGACGAAAGACGAUCUUGGCGAUGCCCUCCAUGUGAUUGCCAGCGAGAUCGCGCAAAAGCGAGUUUGGAUUGAACCGUGGCUACCCGCACAACCCAUUGCGAUUCUCAUGACGGGCAAUAUCGUCUGUAUGGUCCAUCAUGGAGGCUCUAAUUCAUAUCACGAGGCCAUCUUUGCUGGAGUCCCUCAGGUCGUUCUUCCCGUCUGGAUAGACACAUACGACUUUGCGAUUCGUGUCGAAUAUCUGGGGAUUGGCGUUUGGGGCAACCGAGGCGCUGCUCCAUAUGCUGGGAGCGCAGAACUUGGUAAUGCCCUUGUCCAAGUCGUGGAUGGGGAUGACUCGGCUGGUAUGUUGGCAAAGGCCAAGCAGAUUGCUGUACCAUUCCAAGAGCGCCCUGGUCGUCACGUCGCAUACGAAAAGGUGGUAGAGAUACUGAAUGAUAAUGAUAAAUAG